Molecule: messenger RNA, 1204 nt
Organism: Dimorphilus gyrociliatus
Lineage: Eukaryota; Metazoa; Annelida; Polychaeta; Dinophilidae
Source: the annotation of a GenBank genome assembly
CACCGUCGCCAUUUUGUCACUGACCAGCGGUAAGCUGUAAUUUUAAUUUACUGAAUUUUCUUAUCGGGUUAACUUUUUUUGAGAAAUAAUGAUUUUUCUAUAAAUCAAUCACUUAUACUCGCUGGAUCUCGGUGAAGAAAGAAAUAUGAACGUUGAGAUACAACAAGUCGAUGAACAAGAAUUGGAAAUUGUUGAACAUAAUCUUGAUGAGAAGAGGCUAAGCGAAGAUUCAUCGGGAGUCAGUAAAUCAUGGCCUCAUGCUGCUAUUUUGUGUUUAUUGGAAAAUUAUAAAAAAUUUAAAAAUGCCGUCUUUUCAACUGAUGAUGAAUCAAAACCAGCUAGGCAAUUUAAGCGAAAAAUUUGGGAGUUGGUCUCAAAUGAAUUACGUGUUAAAGGCUUUAGCAUGAGUGCUGAGGAAUCGAAUCAAAAAUUUAGAAACCUAAAGAGAACUUUCCGAACACUAGAAGAUGGUAAAAAGGGUAGAGAUUCCAUUGUUAGAUGGAAAUAUUACGAUCUAAUGGAGGAUAUUUUGAGAGACGACGAGAAUACUGAUGAAUCAUUAAUUAUUGUAACAAAAGAAGAUCAUCCACCUUCUUAUAAAUGGACAGAUGAUUCUAUUCACACACUCAUGAAAUUAUAUAAAGAACUUCGAGAUGAGUUCUUAUCUACAAACACUAAAAGAAGGGUCUGGGAAAAAUUAGCCAGAAGCAUGCAAGAAUCCGGAUUUAUAGUUGGCGCUGAUGAAUGUGAUCAGAAGUUCAGAAACUUAAAGAGAACAUUUCGGGUUUGCCUCUAUAAUAAAUUGGGAAAAGAAUCGAUUACUUGGCCAUUCUUUAAUAUGUUUUGGGAAUUAUUUAAUCACGAAUAUAGCGUCAUAACAGUAGACGAACAGGGUAGAACAAUAUCAACUGACAACAAAAUAGAGAUUACAAAUAUGGUAAAAGUGAAGGAUGAAGUGAGAAAGAGACCUGUACCAACAGAAACAGGAGCCAGCUCUAAAAAAGUAAGAGUUGAAGAAUUACCCGUUGAGACAGCACCUUCUGAAACAUUAGAGUGGGAAGAAUUCGUAAAAAAAGAUAUCGAAUUCAAGAAAUCAGUCAAAUAUUCUCUCGAAUUAUUACAUGAAUUAAUGAAAGAGCAACAUUUAGAACAAAAAAAGUGUUCAGAACUAUUGGCCAAAUUGUGUCAAAAAUUUGGCGAUUGA